This is a messenger RNA of Carassius carassius (crucian carp), 1141 nucleotides long. Its product is annotated as B-cell receptor-associated protein 31-like. The transcript has 8 exons. Lineage: Eukaryota; Metazoa; Chordata; Actinopteri; Cypriniformes; Cyprinidae. Gene Ontology annotation, cellular component: endoplasmic reticulum membrane; endoplasmic reticulum. Gene Ontology annotation, biological process: intracellular protein transport; endoplasmic reticulum to Golgi vesicle-mediated transport. The record is from RefSeq and is a predicted model, not a curated record. Bases 162 to 905 code for a protein of 247 amino acids.
UUCGACGCGGGAAGUUGUCACUUGUAGAAUGAGUUAGCACACACGCCGGAAGUAGAUUAGUCUGGCGUGGGAUCAGUGUGCAGCAAGAGUUUUGACACGUUCCCGCAGGCCUUUCAGUGAAUAUAUCUGCUUUUACCUCAAAUUCUACUUACAGGUAGAUCAUGAGUCUUCAGUGGACGGCUGUGGCAACGUUUCUGUAUGCUGAGGUGUUUGCGGUACUACUUUUGUGUGUCCCCUUCAUCUCCCCAAAACGAUGGAGCAGAUUUUUCAAGUCUAGACUGGUCGCUGUCAUCACAACAUAUGGAAACACUGCCUUCAUCGUCAUCAUUUGUAUUCUUGUCUUUCUGCUCAUAGAUGCAUUUAGAGAAGUGAGAAAAUACAGUGUGACAGAGAAAGUGGAUCUGAGCGACAACCCCGUGGCCAUUGAGCACAUGCACAUGAAGCUCUUCAGAGCCCAGAGGAACGAGUACAUCGCCGGCUUCGCCCUGCUCCUGUGUUUGCUGUUGAGACGUCUGGCAACUCUGCUGUCUCAGCAGGCUACACUGAUAGCCUCUAAUGAAGCCUUUAAAAAGCAGGCAGAGGGAGCAAAUGAUGCUGCAAAGAAGUACAUGGAGGAAAAUGAAAAACUGCAGGAGAAACUGCGGGACGCGGGCGUCGAAGUACCUGAAGUGGGUGGAAAGGCCAAGGGUGGCGUAGAGGAGGAUAAGAAAAAUCUGACAGAAGAGGUCAGGAAAUUGAAGGAUGAACUCGACUCAACAAAGACAGCUCUUCAGAAGUCAGACAGCGAUGUGAAGGCCAUGAAGAAGCAGGCUGAGAGCCUCACCGCAGAGUACGACCGUCUGCUGGAGGAGCACGGAAGACUGCAGGCCAAAUGUGACGCUCAACAGGACAAGAAGUCAGACUGAACGAAAACCGUCAUGCACCUGCUCUCUUUCCUGCAUCCUCAUUGGCUGAUAGCAGCUCAGCGCAUCACUUCUCUGGCUGUGUAAGAACAGGGUUCCGUUCUUCAUGCAUGCGCUUUCAUGUGAUUCAUUAAAGCCUCUGUAGGGUUUUCAUGCUCUGUAAUACCUUUUCUUUCCAUUUUUGUUGUAAACGUGAUGUUUAAAGUGUUUCGGUUAUAAAAUAUCAGUUUAGAAUGGAA